Closterium sp. NIES-67 is the source of this 6898-nucleotide messenger RNA. NCBI's taxonomy places the organism in Eukaryota, Viridiplantae, Streptophyta, Zygnematophyceae, Desmidiales, Closteriaceae. The record is from the annotation of a GenBank genome assembly.
AAUGACGAGCAUGAGAUGGGACUCGAUCAGGAAGACUUGAAGAAUCCAUUGACCUUAGCUACCAAGACAGCAGGCUUAGUGUCAGAGCGAAGAUGCGGUGCGAUCAAGCCUCCAGGUCGGCUGCUGUUACUUUUCGCGGCCACGAUGCGAACAUGACCCACCCGCCAGCACGGCGGGCCGACGGUAGCAGACAGGUUAGAGCGAUCCUCGCCACUGAUUAGACGCGCACCAUCAACUCACAGGGAAGCGGGCAACGGCGCGGCGCGAUGGGCGAUUACGAUUGGAUUCGGCGAAUCCCCGAGUGCCCCGUGUACUACCCAACAGAGGAGGAGUUCCGCGAUCCGCUCGCGUUCAUCGAGAAGAUUCGCCCCGAGGCGUCGCUGCACGGCAUCUGCAAGAUCGUGCCGCCCGUGCUGCCCGCCACCCCCGCGGGCCACGUGCUGCAGCGCGGGCAGAAGCCGCCCUUCCGCUUCACCACGCGCGAGCAGCCGCUGCGCAUGGCGUCAUGGCGCGACGGGGACGAGGCCACGUUCCGCAUGAGCGGCAGAACGUACUCGCUUCCAGAGUUCGAGCGCAAGGCCGAUCGCUUCCUGGCCACACGAUUCGCCACGUCAGCAGCGCUGCCAGCUGGCAUGGUGGAGCAGUUGUUCUGGCAGGAGAUGGAGGGGCGCGGCAGGGAGGGGGGCGUGCAGGCGGAGAGGGGGAAGGGCGGAGGGCGAGGGGGCGAGGGGGCUGGUGUUGGGGGGGGAGCGGGGCGGGGAGCGCGGGGGGUGGCGCACGUGGAGUACGGCAGCGACGUGGACGGGUCGGGCUUCAGCGCCGACCCCGCUGACCCGCUCGCCUCGUCCCCCUGGAACCUCAAGGUCCUCCCCCGCCUGCCUGCCUCCGUGCUGCGCCAGCUGGUCGUCGACAUUCCGGGCGUGACGGACCCCAUGCUGUACAUCGGCAUGCUCUUCAGCACCUUCGCCUGGCACGUCGAGGACCACUACCUCUACAGCAUCAACUACCACCACAUGGGCGCACCCAAGACGUGGUACGGUGUGCCGGGCUUUGCGGCGCACGCCUUUGAGGCCGUGGCCCGCCACCAUGUGUACGGCCAGGGGGGCGCGGCGGAGCACGCGGACCAAGCGCAGAGGGGCGCACUGACAGCAGGGGCAGCGGGCAAAGCGAUGGAGGAGGGCGAGAGGGGAGAGCAGGGGCGGAGUGGCGGGGGCGCGGUGGGGCGGGCGUGCGCGGUGCUGCUGGGCAAGACCACCAUGUUCUCGCCGUGCCUGCUGCUGGCGCACGGCGUGCCCGUGGUGCGCGCCGUGCAGGCCGCCGGGGAGUUCGUGGUCACGUACCCGCGCUCGUACCACGCAGGGUUCAGCCACGGCUUCAACUGCGGUGAGGCGGUCAACUUCGCGACCCCUGAUUGGUUCCCCUUCGCCGCUGCCGCCGCCCGUCGCUACGCCGUGCUGCGGCGUGCGCCGCUGCUGUGCUGCGAGGAGCUGCUGUGUGCGCAGGUGGUCGCCAUGCUGGGGGGGGCAGGGGGAGAGAGGGGAGGGCGAGGUGAGGCGGUUAAGAAACACGAGCAGGUGGACGAACACAGAAAGGCGCAUAGGAGGGAGGCGGGUGGCAAUGGGGCGAGGGCAGAGGAAACAGCGGGACGGAGGGAGGGAGAGGGCGGGCAGGGGGCAGGGAGAGGAGAGGGGGGAGAUACGGCUGCACGGCAUGCCGUGGCAGUUUACUCGCCGUGCAAAGAGAGCGGUCCAGGCCCUCCUGCUGACCCCACUGACCCCGUUGACCAUGUUGGCUCUCCUGCAGCUGUGGCAGCAGCACUGCGUGGUAACGGUGUGAGCAGCGUGGGGUGCAGCGAGGGGAUUGAAUGCAAGGAGGAGCGCGGGGAUGAAAAGCCCGUUGUACAUAGUAACCCAGCUGACCCGACUGACCUGACUGACCCGCUUGACCCUAUUGACCCCGCUGACUCGAUUGACCUCUUGCCCGCCACGCUGUGCGCCAUGGGGCGGGUGGGGCGGCGCACGCUGGAGGAGUUUGUGCGCGCGGUGAGCAGGGAGAGGGCCACACGCACGUGGAUGGAGGCGAGGGGGGCGCAGGUGGCGGUGCUGCCGGCGCUGUCAGCGGCGGUGCCGUGCUCGCUGUGCUGCCGCCUGUGCCACCUGGCUGUGGUGGUGUGCUGCUGCGUGCGCGACCCCAUCUGCCUGCACCAUGCUGCCAUCAACCGCGCAUGUCCCUGCGGUCCUCUGCGCGUCGUCUCGCUGCGGCGCCACACGCCCCGCCUUGAGCGCCUGGCACUGCGGGUCAAGGAUGCUCUUAACUGCUGGCACCAGGCCGAGGCCACCCAAGGCGCGCUCGCACCACAGCAGCAGCAGCAGCAGCUCCUGCCUCUUGAGUGGACCAGGGAGUUGGUUGGCAAUGCCGCGCAGUCGGCAUUGAAGUCACUUGCCUGCGCGCCCACACUCACUCUCACGCAUCAGCAGCAGCCCGCCAGAAAUGCUUUCCCGGACCAAGCACAGACUCGGGAAGAGGUCCGCACGGAAGUUGGGACGAAGGUUCGGAUGCUAGUGGCAAGUGACGUUCGGGGGGAAGCGGGGAAGCAAGUGGUGGCACAGGGGGCGAAGGGAGCAGGAGCUCGUUUUGAGGCGCCUGGGAACGGGCCGGGAGCAGCAGCAGUAGUGCUGGCAGCGCUGGCAGCAGCUGCACCAGAGGGGUGGGAUGAGGAGGUUGCUGAUAUCGAGUCACUCACCAACGAUCACGACCUGGAGGGGUAUGGAGAGGAGGCAGAUGGCGAGAAGUGCAUGGCAUGGCAUGUGAAGGGACGGGCAGCGAGGGCGGAUGGUGGAGGCAGUGGGGGGGAUGGGGAGGGAAGAGGCGGGGGAGGGAGGAGUGGGGAACGGGAGGAAGGGGGAGGAGGAGAAAGAGAGCUUGUUGUGGGAGGGGUGGGUGCAGUGGUUGAGAGCGGUGAGGAGGAGUGCAGAGAUGGGCGGCAUUGUGGUGGUGGCGGUGGGUGUGGAGGCAGCGAUGAUGAGGCGACGCCAAGCCAUGCUGUGGCACGUGCUCAUCCCACCGCCCUGUGUGGCCAAGCCGGCUGUGACGGUGGAAAGUGUGACAAGUACGGACUUGACUAUGCUGAAUCAGGUUGCGUUUCCUUAUUGGCACCCACGCAGACUGAGGCCAAGCAGGCACAGCAGCAGCUGGCGGCACUAGAGACGGAGAGCAGGAGGCAGUGUGAGCAUGCAGCAGAGGUGCUUAGAGCGGAGCAGCGGGUGCAUGCAGGGGAGGGGCAGACGGUACUGACGAGAGGCACGGCAAGAGCCGUGGCAGCAUGGCAAGUGACGGAGCGAUCGAUGCGAGUUGCAGGGGAAACACAGGUGCGUGCAGCGGAGCGUGUUCACACGGCAGCCGUGGUAUCAGAGCGUCGUGGGGCGGAGGACGAGAAAGAGCAUGCAGAGCACGACGACCUGGAGGCGCAUGGCGGGGGGGAGGUUGCGCGGGUGCACAGGCGCACUCCUGCAUGCGGUGCGCCGUGUGGCGCUGCACUCGGCUGGCCGCACUGCGGGCUGGAGGGCGCGCGCUCAGAGCUGCACCCCACCAGAGCGCACAGCUCGGCCACCGGCAGCCGUAUGACGGCGCUGGAUGUGCUUCUAGUGAAAAGGCAUGGGCCGUGCGCUCACGAGAGCGGCGGGGCAGCGAGCGCCUUCCCUGUGCGGGCCGUGGGCGCGUGGGAGGGGCGGUGUAUGGCAGGCGCACAGGCAGCACGAGGGAUUGGGGGAGAAGGAAGAGGAGCAGCGGAUGUGGGGGGGAAGAAGGGAGCGGAGGAGCAGGGUGGGGAGGAGGAAGGAGAGAUGCCGCGGCAGCAGGAGAGGAGGUGGGAAAAGGGCGAGGAGUGGGAGGGGGCGGAGCAGGUAGAGGAAGGCCCGCGGGAGCAGCAGGAGGGGGAGCAGCAGGAGGGGGAGGAGCGGGUGGUGGUAGAGGAGGCGGCACGUGGGAGGGAGGAGUGUGGGGAAGCUGGUGCGGUGUACGAGGGGAUGCUGUUCUGCGCCACGCAUGCACUGGGUCAUGUGCAGUGCUGUGAGGGCGAGCAGUGGGGCGAGGGAGAGCAGUGGGGCGAGGGACGGAUGGGUGGAAAGCAGAGGUGCAGGAGAGGAGUGGACGAGGAGGAGGGCGGCAGAGGUGUGGGAGAGGCGUGCCUCGGAAAGGGGUGUGGCCGGGAUGUGGCGACCGGGCAGGCUGAGGCAGAGGUGGGGGCUGUGGCGGGGGGGACGGCGGAGUUGAGAGAGAAUGGAGAUGAGAUGGUGACGUCAGCAAGAAGGCGACUGGAGAGAGAUCUGGAGAGGUGUGGGGAGGAGGGCGGGAUGAGGGGAGGGGCGGGAGGAGAAGGGAGUGGGGGGACCUGGGAGGAGGAGGCGAAGCGGGCGCAGGAAGGAGCGGAGAGUGAGAGUGGGCGAGGGGAGGGUGAAGCGGCAGCAGGAGCAGGCAGGGAGGGAAUAGAAGGUGCCCCUGGGGCAAGCGAGGGUGGGUGUGGUGGAGAUGGGGUGGGAGGCGCUGGCAGAUGCAGCGAGGCGAGCAGCGAGGGGGGGGGCGCGGCAGAUGAGAGUGCGAGUCAUGGUUGUGAGACCGAUGGCUGUGCUGCACGGCUUGUGCAUGCAGCAGCAGCAGUGAGAGCGGGAGCAGCAGUGAGAGCGGGAGCAGCAGGCAGCAUCAGCAAGACCUGUUACACAGGCACUGCGAAUCUGCAUGGAGAAGCUUUGAGACAGGCGACUCCUCAUGCUCAUGCUGAUGCUGAUGCUGAUGCUGGUGUUGAUGCUGGUGUUGUUGCUGUUGGUGGUGGUGCCGCUGACGCUGAUGCUGAUGCUUCUGUUGAUGCGGCUCCUGCUAACACUUAUGCUGAUGCUGCUCUUGGUGUUGCUGCUCAUACCGAUGCUUAUGCUUGCGCUGCUAGUGAUGCUGAUGGUGCUGUUGCUGCUGCCGAUGCUACUGAUGCUGAUGCUUAUGCUAAUGCUGCUGCCGCUGCUGGUGAUGCUGGUGCUGCUGAUGCUGAUGCUAAUGCCGAUGCCGCUCCCACUGCUGGUGAUGCUGAUGCGGAUGCUGCUGUUGAUAUCGAUACUGCUGCUGCCGAAGCUACUGACUCUGAUGAUGCUGCUGCUGCUAUAGCUGAUGCUGCUGAUGCUGAUGAUGAUGAUGAUGCUGCUGAUGCUGCAGCUGAUGGUGAUGCGGCUGAUGCUGGUGCCGCUGCGAGUGAUAUUUCCUAUGCUACUCAGGCAUCUGCUGGUACUGUGGAUGCUGCUGAUGCUCAUGCCGAUGCUGUUGUUGUUGCUGCUGCUGCUAUAGCUGAUGCUGCUGCCGCCGCUGCUGCUUCUGCUGCGGAUGCCUUUGCUGAUGCUAAUGGUGAUACCGGUAGCGUUUAUUCGGAUGGUGAUGCGGGUGCUGAGAAUGGCAGUGCCUAUGCGGAUGGGCCGUUGGGCAGCUUUGCAGCACCACAGGCACAGGCACAGCUAGGCUCAGCAGGAAAGGCGUCAGAAAGGGUUUCAAUGCAGCACGAGGGGCAGCAGCAGCAGCAGCAGCAGCGCAAGAGUGGGGCCAGUAGGCGGCGCAGGCGGAAGCUGUGGAUGGUGUGGGAUGGGGCGAGGAGGAGGAAGAAGGCGAGAGGGGCAGAUGGGGAAAGAGGGGCGGCCAGCGCUGCUGCUUCUGCUGCCUUGGCUGAUGGCCAUGCUGACCAUGCUCAUGCUCAUGCUCAUGCUCAUGCUCAUGCUCAUGCUGAUGCUGCUGAGUCGGAUGCUGAAUCUGUUCCCAGUGCCAGCAGGCAGCACAGCACGGGUAGUGAGUGCGCAUGGGUGUGGGAGAGCAAGGGGCGGAGGAGCAGGUGGGGAAGAGGAGAAGAAGAGCACUGGUUGAGGCGAGGGGAGCAGAGGAGGGUGGGCGUGGCAGCGAGGGCGGAGAAGAGGAAGGCGGAGGAGGAGACAAGGCUAGCGGUGGGCAUGGUGGCAGCAGCGGCUGCAGCAGACGCAGUGAGUCCGGCGAAGAGGAGGCGGUUAGUGGAGGUGACAGGCGCUGGCAGCACUGCGAGGGGUGGGAAAGAGGGGAAGGGCGGUGGUGAUGGGGAGAUGGAGACGAUGGGGAUGCGGGGCAUGGGCUCUCGAGAGCGGUCCACACAAGCAAGGGCAGUCGGUUCAGGGCCCGAGGGAGAAGAAAGCUCUGCGGUUCAUGACGCGCUGAAAGGUGAUGUCAGGAGAGGCCAGAGAGCGAGGGGAAUGGGGCGGGAUGGUUACAGUGCAGGGCGGGGAGACGUGGGAGAUGAGGCAGGUGAGGGCGCAUGGGAAGAGGGGCCGUGGGAGAAGGGCUUCUGGGUGAGGGUGGUGCGCCGAAGGAGGACGUGGCAAUACCGACUGUCCAGCCCCGAGGCUGAGGAUGGCAAAGCUAACGCUGAUCGAGCUGGAACGGGGUGAGGAGACCACUGACGGCAGGGAUCAUGCCGUAAAUACAGGUCCUCCCAACUUUCCAAUUUCAUUACCACGGAUUAGGUUAGCCUAGGAAUAGCUUAAAAGUGGUAGAUGUGCAUUAGUUGAGGUUUUCCGAUUUAUUUAUGCUGACAGGGUAUUGGGGCUGGCUACAUCGGAAGCAAGCAGGCGCAAAAGAGUCAUGAUUGGCUUUUAUCUCCGAGCCUCGUGGAGCCCGCAAGUCUGGACCACACGGUCGACCUCCCCCAACCAGACAUCUCCGCUGCGGGAACUUUGGCCCUCUGCCGGGUAGCGGGCGCGCUGUUGCCAUCGCGUGGAGCAGGUGACACAAUCGAGGGCCGCUUGAGCCUAGAACUGCCCCUCCUCUCCAGAGCGUGUCGCAAGGGUUCAGUUUGUUGCGGUUAGGUAAGGUUCGUUGCGUUUCGUCUAACAUCGAAAAUGGC